Messenger RNA from Talaromyces amestolkiae, 1917 nucleotides. RefSeq lists its product as uncharacterized. The coding region runs from base 1 to 1917 and encodes 638 amino acids. The record is from RefSeq and is a predicted model, not a curated record. Lineage: Eukaryota; Fungi; Ascomycota; Eurotiomycetes; Eurotiales; Trichocomaceae. Gene Ontology annotation, cellular component: plasma membrane. Gene Ontology annotation, biological process: urea transmembrane transport. The transcript has 11 exons. Gene Ontology annotation, molecular function: urea transmembrane transporter activity.
AUGCUAUCCGAGAACUUCGUUCCACUCUCGCAAGGAGCUGGGUAUGGUGUUGUGGUGGGAAUUGGUCUGGCUUUCGGUCUCGGCAUGGUACUGGUCAAUCGAUUUCUCGAGCGGUACCUUAAUGAAAAGUCUGAUCAUACAGAGAUGUUUAUGGUUGCAAAUCGUAGCGUGGGAACAGGUUUGACGGCUUCGGCUGUAGUGUCUUCGUGGAUGUGGGCAACUGCUAUCAUCUGGACAACAGCACAAGGAUAUCUCUAUGGAAUUGCAGCUCCAUUCUGGUACGCGGCUGGGGUUUCGAUUCAGAUUGCGUUGAUGACGGUUCUCGCUAUUCAUGCAAAAGUCAAGGUUCCUAAUGGUCACACUGUACUAGAAAUUGUACGCUUGCGAUAUGGAAUGGCGGCACAUAUCAUCUACAUAUUCCUCUGCUUCGUCACGAAUUUGCUGUCCGUUACCUCCAUGAUACUUGGUGCCGCCGGGGUAAUUACUGCCCUCACUGGCAUGAAUAUCGUUGCGUCAACCUUCCUAUUGCCCCUGGGUGUGAUUGUCUACACUGUUGCGGGAGGGCUAAAGGCAACAUUCUUGACAGAUUAUGUACACACCUUGAUUGUCAUGGUCAUCCUGGCCUUUCUUACCAUCAAGGUUAUCAACAAUCCCGCGAUCACCGGCCUCAGCUCUUUCUACGACGUGCUCGUCGAAGCGGAUAAAUCGCGAGACAUCGCUGGCAAUUACCAAGGAUCUAUACUCUCCUUCAAGUCUAAAAGUUCUAUCAUCUUUGGCUUAGUUCAUUCUUUUGGAGAUUUUGCUUUGGUUAUCAUGGACACUAGUUUCUGGCAGAAAGGAUUCGCUGCUGACACAGCGGCUACAAUGCCGGGAUAUAUGCUAGGUGGAAUUGCUUAUUUUGCUGUGCCUUGGGCUGUUGGAACAACUACGGGUCUAGCUGCAAUUGCUUUGGAAAAGUCUCCCAUAUUUCCAACAUACCCAAGACUGAUGACCACAGAAGAAAUCAACGCCGGCUACGUCCUACCUUAUACUGUCAUGGCAAUAGCCGGAAAAGGAGGCGCCUGGGCCCUCCUCCUCGUCGUGUUCAUGUGCGUAACAAGCACAACAUCCGCCGAAUUAAUCGCCGUCUCUAGUAUAUUCUCCUUCGACAUCUAUCGGACUUACAUCAACCCCAAAGCUCAUGAUCGUCAAGUUAUUCGAGUAUCGCACUGGACUGUCGUUAUUUUCGGUGUCUUUGCAUCUGCAUUCGCGACUGCACUACACUACGGAGGUAUUGAUUUGAAUUGGAUGGGAUACUUUUUGGCUACGAUUAUCUGUCCCGGGAUGUUUCCGUUGGCUUUUACGAUUCUUUGGAAGAAGCAGUCUGCGGCGGCCGCUAUUAUUGCUCCUCUUCUUGGCUUGCCUGACAAUUUUGAUUGGAGAGUCUUCCUGCUCUUAAGCGAGGUCAGAGACGAAAGUGACGAUGACAACUCGACAAACAAUCUCGUUAAUGAAAUCAAAGAUUUGGAUAAUGUUACUCACCCAUAUUCACCUCAGGAACUGAAACGGAUGAAUCGAGCCGCGACUCUGGCAGCGAUCUUCAGCGCAGUGAUCGGGCUCGUCACCUGGGUUGUAUGGCCGUUGCCACUGUACCGUGACUACAUCUUUGGCAAAUCAUUUUUCAUGGGCUGGACAGUCGUUUCCGAGAUAUGGUUGUUUUUCUGCAUUCUGGUAGCAGUCGUAUAUCCAGUUAUUGAUGGCCGAAAGGUUUUGGCCAGGGCGUUUACUCUUUUCUUUCAAUCUCUGACAGGAAAGAAAGAUGCAAAGUCCGCUAAUUCUCAGAAUGAGACAUUUACGUCUACUACGGAGAAGAAAGAGGCGUCGACUGAGAGCCUAUCUGUGCAAAACCGUUCGGGGGUCUUGGAAAAGUCGGAGUGA